GAUGGAUUCAUUGUAACAAUAUCCCAAAAUAAGAGAAUUAAGCAGGUGUCACAGAACCUCAGCUGUAGCAAAGCACAUAUAGGCAGAAAUGAUAGGAAUGUGUUUAUUUCAACAAACUGGAUUUUUAAGCAGAAUGAAACGGUAUUUUCUAUGGGGAGAGAUGAUGGAAUGGGACAGGGAGUGAGCACCCAUAGCCGUGACUGCAGGCUGAUUACUGGGUGUCACUAACAACUAGCACUGAUAGGAAGAGAGAUCUCGCAUGAGACCUGCCCCCCCUCCUCCUGUCUCGCAGCUACGCUCCAACCACUCCUUUACUUUCACUUUCACUGGGCAAAGGCCUGAGAGAGGGACAAGAAGAACGAGUGAAGUCGCUGGGGAUAAAGAAGACGUACAAAAGCAAUAGGAAAAGCUCAGCUAGAAGGUAAAAAUGUCGUGGAGCAAACAGACAGCGGUGGGGAUAUUCUCCAGGAGUGGGGAAGAUGAAUACCUUUGGCUUGUCAACGCUCUGCGGGAUGAUACCAACAUCUGCCCCCAGCCCUUUGUCAUUACCAACUCCAACGCCUCCGCUUUUAGGGAAUCCGUCCGUACUAACACCUCUGCCAUUUUGUAUCACUCCAUUAAAAGAGGGAGGCUCAAUAUCACCGACGUGACUGAUUCUCUGUAUGACGAUGAGCUGCAAGUUCUAUCCAGCAUUCUCGGGAAAGACAAAGUGAUGGUAAUUGCUGAUGACAUAGAUGACAGCAGUCAUAAUGCAAAGAACAGAAUUCUUCAUAGUCAACCAACCAUCAAACUCAAAGCCCGGGAUCUAUUCCUGUUCAGCAGGGAGGACAAGACUAAUUACAACAUAUUGAUAAGCAAAAUGGCACCCAUAAAAGAAAUAAUUACUGCAGCUUCCCACAAGAGUAUAAACAUGCUUUCUCUUCUCUUUGCUUGUACAAUGGUCUCCCUGUGGCUCAGACGGAAUAUACGAGUGCCAGAUAUCUCUCAUAUCCUGUCUCUCGUAUCCUAUGUGCCUAACCUGGUCACCUUGGGAUGUGCAUGCUCUGACCCAAGAGUUAAGAAACUUCUGGUUCUGGCUGGCGUCUUGGUUUUGUCCUGGUACCUCUUCCUGCUCCCUGAUAAAUCAGUUUUCUUUUCUAUGGGUUUGAUUAUCACAACUAUUGCUGUAGGAUCUUUACUCAUCAUCUCCGCAAGCAAUUCUCAUUCCAUGCUGGUGAUGCUCAUAUGGCUUGUAGUGACCUACCUGGAAAUGAAUAUCAUUCUUUGGAUGGAAGUUGCAUCAUAUUACGCUACUCUUCUGGUUCUGGCUGGCGUCUUGGUUUUGUCCUGGUACCUCUUCCUGCUCCCUGAUAAACCAGUUUUCUUUUCUAUGGGUUUGAUUAUCACAACUAUUGCUGUAGGAUCUUUACUCAUCAUCUUCGCAAGCAAAUCUCAUUCCAUGCUGGUGAAGCUCAUAUGCGUUGUAGUGACCUACCUGGAAAUGAAUAUCAUUCUUUGGAUGGAAGUUGCAUCAUAUUACGCUACUAUUCUUCUUACAUUUCUAUCUAGUGGAAUAGCCGUGUUGAUUAUUGCCAAAAGAUUCAACUCCAGUGCACGUGUCUCUCAUGAAGUCAACUAUCCUGACACGCUUCUUGCUGGCGUCUUGGUUUUGUCCUGGUACCUCUUCCUGCUCCCUGAUAAAUCAGUUUUCUUUUCUAUGGGUUUGAUAAUCACAACUAUUGCUGUAGGAUCUUUACUCAUCAUCUUCGCAAGCAAUUCUCAUUCCAUGCGGGGGGUGCUCAUAUGGGCAGCUUUAGUUACCUACCUGGAAAUGAAUAUCAUUCUUUGGAUGGAAGUUGCAUCAUAUCACGCUACUAUUCUUCUUACAUUUCUAUCCAGUGGAAUAGCCGUGUUGAUUAUUGCCAAAAGAUUCAACUCCAGUGCACGUGUCUCUCAUGAAGUCAACUAUCCUGACACGCUUCUUGCUGGCGUCUUGGUUUUGUCCUGGUACCUCUUCCUGCUCCCUGAUAAAUCAGUUUUCUUUUCUCAUUCCAUGCUGGUGAUGCUCAUAUGCGUUGUAGUGACCUACCUGGAAAUGAAUAUCAUUCUUUGGAUGGAAGUUGCAUCAUAUUACGCUACUCUUCUUGCUGGCGUCUUGGUUUUGUCCUGGUACCUCUUCCUGCUCCCUGAUAAAUCAGUUUUCUUUUCUAUGGGUUUGAUAAUCACAACUAUUGCUGUAGGAUCUUUACUCAUCAUCUUCGCAAGCAAAUCUCAUUCCAUGCUGGUGAAGCUCAUAUGCGUUGUAGUGACCUACCUGGAAAUGAAUAUCAUUCUUUGGAUGGAAGUUGCAUCAUAUUACGCUACUAUUCUUCUUACAUUUCUAUCCAGUGGAACAGCCGUGUUGAUUAUUGCCAAAAGAUUCAACUCCAGUGCACGUGUCUCUCAUGAAGUCAACUAUCCUGACACGAGUCCGAGGUCUAGCAAAAAAGCAACAAUUGGAAUAUUUUCCAGAUCCAGCCCUGAGGAAUACAACUGGCUUAUAAGUUACCUGAUAAAGUCCACAGGUCACACUGUCUUACCUUUUGUCAUCACCAAUACUAACAGCUUUAAAUUCAGAGAAGAGGUGUAUCGAUGCAAUUAUGCCAUAUUGUAUCACUCCAUGAGAACAGGAAGGAUCAAUAUCACUGAUGUGACGGAUUCUUUGUAUGAUAACGAGCUGGAAUAUCUAUCAUCUGAACUAGGCAUAGACAAGGUUGCAGUAGUUGUUGAUGAUCUAGAUGACAGGAGCUCCACUGCUCGAAACAGAAUCCUAAAGAGUCAGCCUAAGAUAGCAAAUCUGGCCUGGAAUAUCUUCCUUAUAGACAAAGAAACAAAGCAGAAUAACAGUAUUAUGAGGAACUUGAUGAAUCCCAUCAAAGAAAAGUUCAUGACAGAGGGCAGUGGCCACUCCCUGGGAAGUGCUAUUGUUCCAUUUUGCUUCCUUGUUUUAUGGUUUGCUGCCAUUAUCUUUGUCAGAAGUCCUGAUGAUUUUUAUAAUAUCAUUCUUAUAGUGAUAACCAACUUGAAGGUGUCCUUUAUGAUUUACAGAGCUGCAUUUUCAGGCAGUGAUAGCCUUGCUUGCCCACUCCUGCCAUUAGUAUCUGCAGUACUUCUGGUUGAAGGCAUUGUUAUGAUUUGGGGAGUUUGGUCAGUACAGAUGGUUCCCUACACAGUGAUUGCUCUUGGGAUGGAUCUUUUGGUCAUUAUGUUAUUUAAUAAGGGGCCCCAGAUUUUCAGUGGUCAUCCAAGAAAAUGCCUAUGAUACUUGGAAACUGAUCUUCAUGCAACUAAGGCUUAUAGAGUCCUGUGCUGGAAUUAGGUUGCACAUAAAACAUCUCCAACCUCCUGUACCCUGGUAUAUAACUCUUCAGUUGCACUCUGGAUAUGGUACAGAUACCCACCUUACCUACAUUCCUUAUCUACCAGCCCCAGAUUCCACCAGCUGCUCCCAGUAUAUUACAGACAGAUUACACAUCCACACAGGAAUGGGCAGUGCAAAGCCUUAUCC
This is a messenger RNA of Xenopus laevis (African clawed frog), 3526 nucleotides long. RefSeq lists its product as uncharacterized. The coding region runs from base 428 to 3280 and encodes 950 amino acids. The record is from RefSeq and is a predicted model, not a curated record. Lineage: Eukaryota; Metazoa; Chordata; Amphibia; Anura; Pipidae. The transcript has 31 exons.